AUGGGAGAUAAACUUUCGAAUGAUAUACCUCAAUCAAAUGUAACUCCUGAAAGUUAUCUUAGCGACGUUCAAAAUUCAGUAAAUCAGUUAACCUGUUUUAGAGAAAUUACAGAACCAGAAAUAUUAGGUUUACUUCAGGGAUUGGUUGCCUCUAAAGCAUCCGGCAUCGAUGGAAUUUCAGCAAAAAUUUUGAUAAUCGCAGCUCCAGCAAUUACUCCAUCAAUUGUAUCAAUUUUUAAUCAAUCAAUCGCAACUGGUAUAUUCCCAUCUGAUUGGAAAGUCGCUAGG
Messenger RNA from Paramuricea clavata, 288 nucleotides. The record is from the annotation of a GenBank genome assembly. Lineage: Eukaryota; Metazoa; Cnidaria; Anthozoa; Malacalcyonacea; Plexauridae.